Effrenium voratum is the source of this 444-nucleotide messenger RNA. The record is from the annotation of a GenBank genome assembly. NCBI's taxonomy places the organism in Eukaryota, Dinophyceae, Suessiales, Symbiodiniaceae.
AUGCGUGCCUUCGAGCAGGGCAAGGUGAACAUCGGGGUGGAUGGAACCUUGGUGAAGUCUAGGCAUAUGCCCGAGCCUCUCCUGGAAGCCAACGAGGCAACGACCCUGGCGAUCCAAGACUGCCUGGACGAAGGAUGUUCGGUGGAGGCAUUGAUGGAGCUGGAUCAGAAGCUGGCCAGGGAUGAAGGGAAGAUUAAGGCGGCCUUGGAUCAGCUUCACGACAUGCAGAGCCAAGAGUACUGCGAGGAUUCUGCCGAGCAGAUCGCUUGGCUCAAGAACUUCCUGGAUCGCUCCGGCAGCCUCAGGGCGCAGCUUAUGGCGGUGAAGACUCUUCAGGCGCCCGGGGACUUUGCCUCCCAGCUGAUGAAAGCUGCGGCCGUUGCCUUUGGGGCUGGUAGGCAUGGCGACUACCCCAAGGUUGGCGUGUCCCCAUAUUCUUCUUAG